UGGCCUCACAACUCCGCCUUACUUGUUGAAAGAGGUCCAUAAACUCUCACCAUCACCCGAGUUGUCGCGACAGUCAAUUGCCAAUGCGAAAUCUAGCGACCAACCCAUAGGCGACACCGCUCCUGUCUAUUCUGGGGCCACAUUGACUUGCGCGCGACUGGCGAAUUUCCCCCAGGACUCAGGCGUUGCUCGCCGUCUCGCCCGCCAUGUACAACUCUCUGACCCGGAUACAAAAUGUAUUCGGCUUCUUCACCACCGUCGCCUUCACCAUCGCCGCCCUCAUCGCUGCCUCUGACCUGAUCGCCCCCCGAACCCCCAGCGCCUCCAUAACCCCGACCAACAUCCAGGUAGUCAAGGGCCGGCCGCACUACUACAGCACGAAGAAGGAGGAGUAUGCCAUCAUAAAGUUCUCGCUGGACGCCGACCUGUCGUCACUCUUCACCUGGAACACGAAGCAGCUCUUCGUCUACGUCACGGCCGAGUGGCCCGCCGACGGCGCCGGCGCCAACCAGACCAACAAGGCCGUCAUCUGGGACACCAUCAUCACUAGCCCGAGCGCUGACCACCUCAGCAAUCUCGGCCCCGUCGCCCUCAAGAAGCUGCGCCGCAGCGCCGCCGGGAAGAGCAUAGACCCAAGCCGAGGCAAGCUCUCGCUCAAGAACCAGAAGCCCAAGUACCAGAUCACGCACCCGUCGGGCCACAUCGCCGAGGUCGCCAACGUCACGCUGCGCGUGCACUACAACGUCCAGCCGUGGGUCGGCGUGCUGACCUGGAACCAGGAGGUCGCCGACCUCGGCCGCUGGAAGCGGCUCGACGGCGGCGCUAGCGACGCCUUCGCGCUCCCUGCCGUCAAGGGUGCCAAGAAGGCCGAGGGAGCCGAGCCGGAGCAGGUCGCUGCCGGCAAGAAGAAGAAGAAGGGGGGCAAACCCGCGUGAGGAGG
Durotheca rogersii is the source of this 940-nucleotide messenger RNA. Its product is annotated as signal peptidase 22 kDa subunit. Gene Ontology annotation, cellular component: membrane; signal peptidase complex. The transcript has 3 exons. Bases 207 to 935 code for a protein of 242 amino acids. NCBI's taxonomy places the organism in Eukaryota, Fungi, Ascomycota, Sordariomycetes, Xylariales, Xylariaceae. Gene Ontology annotation, biological process: protein targeting to ER. The record is from RefSeq and is a predicted model, not a curated record.